UGUGACGUCAGUGGGGGCGGGGUUAUGUAGGUGCAGCAGAGCGGAGAGUAGAGAGGUGGAUGAGUCUCCUCACCGCUCCUGGAUCAGCAGCAUCCUGAGACAGAGGCGUGUCUGACCCGCAGACAGACAGACAGACAGGCCGGAGAGACAGACACCGAUCAUGGCGUCCAAAUGUCCCAAAUGCGACAAGACAGUUUAUUUCGCGGAGAAGGUGUCCUCUUUAGGGAAAGACUGGCACAAGUUCUGUCUGAAAUGUGAACGCUGCAGCAAGACGCUGAACCCGGGUGGUCACGCCGAGCACGAUGGGAAGCCGUACUGCCACAAGCCCUGCUACGCCACCAUGUUUGGACCUAAAGGUGUGAACAUCGGCGGAGCUGGUUCCUACAUGUACGACUCUCCUGUCAAUGAAGCUCCUGCUGCGGUUUCCAUGGAAACCCUUGCCAAGCCAGAGGAGGAGAGAAGAGCCCCACGGGGACCAGUGAAGGCUGCCAGCUUCUCGUCCUUCUCUGGAGGACCCAACAUCUGCCCCAGGUGCAACAAGACAGUCUACUUUGCUGAGAAGGUGUCGUCUCUGGGGAAGAACUGGCACCGGCCCUGCCUCCGCUGUGAGCGCUGCAGCAAGACUCUGGCUCCAGGCAGCCAUGCAGAGCACGAUGGACAGCCUUACUGCCACAAGCCCUGCUACGCUGUGCUGUUUGGGCCCAAAGGUGUGAACACCGGGGGGGUCGGCAGCUACAUCUACGACGACCCUGACGCCGAGGCGGAGUCUUAAAGCUGAGCAGCUCCAGGACUCGGCGUCGUUCUUCUGCCUUCAGUAGUUGUUGUGAUGAAAUAAUCGGUACUAGACUCACGGGAAGGAACGGCUACACAUUUAUGUUGUAUUUGUACGUUUAUAUUAUCUAUUUUUUGUACUGAAACAAGCCUUUAAUAAGUCCUCCAGAUUUACCUUUAGGUUUAUCAGUUCUACAGCCAAAUAUCUAUCAGUAUUAUUUAUUGGAGGAGAUCAAAGCUCGUGUGUUUUCAUCUUCAUCAGUAGGUUUUUAGACAGACGUGCACUUACAAACAUGUACUGUAUGACAAUGAAAUGUAACGACUCACCUUUUAUUGUCGGUGUUUUUCAACCUGUUUCUCCAGGUUUUAUUAGGAAAGUUACUGCAGUAAAGACACGUAGAUUUAACUCGAUGACAUGUUUUAUACAAUAAAUCUGUGGGAAGCA
This is a messenger RNA of Nothobranchius furzeri (turquoise killifish), 1216 nucleotides long. RefSeq names its product cysteine-rich protein 2. The record is from RefSeq and is a predicted model, not a curated record. NCBI's taxonomy places the organism in Eukaryota, Metazoa, Chordata, Actinopteri, Cyprinodontiformes, Nothobranchiidae.